UUGUUACGCGUGUUCAACGGUUCCGUUCGGAUAGCGGGUGUAUCCUUGGAGGUGCAGCUUCUUGCAGCUAGACGCCAGGACAUUCGCAUUAACGGGCGGUGUCGGUCGCGACAGAAUCCGGAAUUGCUAACGAGCCAACCAACGUUGAAGGGUGGGCGCUCGGUCCGGGGGGUGCCAAAGUAGAUAGUGUACGAACUUCCGGUUCUAUUUUUGCUGGCUGUGGCAUUGUGCAGAGCGCGAGUGAAUCGGUUUAGCCAAAGUGUUCGCUGGCUGCCGCAUCUCCAGACGGUAAGGCAGAGAAGGUUAGCAGCAGCGAUACAAGCGGAUCCUGAAAUUUACCACCCACCGCCCGAUCGCUAGUGCUGCGUGCGUAUGUGAGCUCAGGAAAUCUCGGAACAAUGUGAAGAUCCAUGUGCGGUGCGGUUUGCGUGUUUUCGCCACACAAUAGUGUCCCGCGGUAAUCGUAUUGAAGGGAGAAGCACUUGCUACAAGGCGAAGUUUAAAAUAUUUUAACGAUUUGCACAUGGUGAAAAUUUUGGCGAAUCACUCGAGAAUCGGAAUCUGCUUGAGUACGAAAAGUGUUCAGUAGAGCCAAAGAAAACAAAUACCCGCAACCAGAGCUAUAGAAAUAUGUAAUAGUGAGUGCCAAGUAAAAUAAACAAGAAAAUAUGAUAUGAAAAUAGAAUAAAUUCAUACUAAACAAGCCAGUUAGCUAGUUUAAUGAAGCAGCUAUGAAAACUAAUCGACGAAAGCAAACAAAACCGUGAAUGUGACCCAUCCAUCGUAGUUGGAUAGCCUGCUCCAUGAACGAUCAAAACAAAAUAAAUCCAGUGAAAAUUCAACAACGAGCUUCAGUUUUACAUAAACCAUAAAAUUUAAUUCCAAAAGUGUGCUUUUAAUCUGCGUCGUGUGAAUGUGUCUUGCCCGUUCGUUUAUCUUCAGCCAGGUGAAAUAUUUAUUCUCUGCGUCUCGGAAACGGUCGACCAGAGAAAAAAAAAAGUCCCACGAAAUAAAACUGUGCUCAUUUCGUAUGCGAAUUCCGUAUUAAUCACCGGAUUGCAAAGUCCAAACACAACUGUCCGCUGGGAAGGCGCAUCGGUCAUGAAGCGAAUAAAGAAAACGUCCAACUGCCUCGGAAUCGCUUUGUCCGGGCGGAAAUAAACCACAAAAUCCCCGGUACAAAGCCGCGCGACGGCUCCAAUCUCGACGGGAAAAAUUACAUGUCGGCUGGGCGAGCGUCAGAAUUAAAUAUCAGAGGAAAGGAGAAAAAAAAAGAACAACCGCCACCGGAAAUUGAGUCCACAGAUUUGGGGGUUUGUCGCGUCGAGAGCCGCAGGAGAAAUUUCACGCAUCGUCAGGUUCGUUGUCGGGAUCGAUGUGUCUCCUCCCCUUUGUAUGGGGCAUGGUCACUUCGGGACAGACCGGCCGGCCGUAGCGGACUGCAAUGAAUAAUUAAUUGUGGCUCAUUUAUUAUUGACGAUGUCUGGGCCCAGACUAUAUUGGAAAACAUUUAUUCCGAAGCAAUGCUCCCCCGCUUAAUUAAAAACCAAACAAGUGAAAAACAGGGUGAGUGAUCGAGCGACAGAGAACAGUGGGCAGAAAAUUGGUACAACAUCAAUAAAAUAUUCUGCACUUGAUCCGUCGAACGUUCCAACGUGGUAAUCAUUUCGAAACAAUCACCGCCGCCCCGGCUGGCUCAAGUUCGACAUUGUGAAGUGCCGUGAGAUGUAUGUGAUUGAUAGAUUUGGGCCGGCUCAUGGCUGACCAUAGAUUUCUCAUUCCCAAUCCAGGGGAAAAUACGUUCAAUCGUCGCCGAAAUCGCUCUAUCCAUUGAAUGAAUAAAAAAUUCACUACGUACCGUACCCGUGAAGCUGUGGAAAAAGUGUGCCAAAGUUGAUCCGAUUAUUCGUUUCUGCUGAUUGGAAGUGCUAAAUUAAUUGAUAAUCAAGGGAAAUCGAGGUGUGCGCGUGUGUGCAUGAAUGCGAAAGUAGCCAAAACGACGACCAGCAGCCGAGGCGGAAGAAAGUGAACCGCUACAUAAGUGCCAACUUUGUGAGCUUUUUUUUUCUGCUGGUUUGCUCCCACCUCUAACGGAAAGUUGAACGAAUCUGCGCUGCCGCGCGACCGGAGAAGUGCCAAACGGGUGGAAGAAAAAUGGUGGAUAUUAGCUCAAUUAUCGAGGGAUCCGUCAAGUUCCGUGACGGCAAAAAGUGGAAAUCUCGGUGGUGUGUCAUGCGGAAACUAUCCCCAGUAGCAGACUGCCUCCACUUGCAGCUCUACAGAGACUCCAAAGACCGAUACAAGAAUGGAACAACCAAGGCUUCCCUCUCGCUGCAGCACUUUCUGGGCGUCGAGUCCGGUUUCACGCUGGACAAGGAGUCCAACACGAUAGCAAUAAUCUGUCAGGAUGUGAUAGUAGUGCUCGCUUUUGACACCAGAGAAAGACUGAUACAAUGGCAGGUCAAAAUAUCCAACAACCUGGGCGACGACUUGCAAUAUCUGGUGCUGGUCUCGUCGGCGCCACCGAAGGCCAAACUGGCGACGGGACCAGCACGAAUGCACAUCCAGGAUCAUCGGUUUUGUCUGACGACGGGUGUUCCACCGCGGUUAACCGGCAUGUGGAACAUUCAACAUCUAAGACGGUACGGGGUAGUUGACAAUCGGUUUUGCUUCGAGGGUGGCUCGAGCUGCGGCAAGGGCGAAGGUCUGUACGUUUUUGUGACAGAUCUGGGUGAUGAAAUCACUCACACACUCAAGCUGGCAUCACAGGGUAAACUAGCUAGCAAGAAGCGCGCGGCUGCCAAAAAGCUUGCAGCUUUGGACAGUCCUCGCAAGGGUGCGGAAUCUCGCUGCACAAAUUACAACGACGAGAUCUGCACGGUUCAUAUCGAGAGUUCGACUUGCUCCUGUCGGACACCGUACUGGCCGUCGACGGAGUCCAGGGAUCUGGAUAGUAACUAUGGUUGUGGAGAUACGGCUUCAGUGUCCGAAGGGCACGAUAGUAUCAACGAUAUGGACUCAUUCCCAAGGAGUACCAUCGCCAAUUUGGAGCGCUGCAUGAGCUGUAUUUCAAAACUGGGAGCUCCCUCAAUGUCCCGUAGCUCGACGGUUACGGGAACGCCUGGAGCUGUGGCACCUACGCCAGCGUGGCACACAAUCACCGAGCACAAUAACCACAUCAAUCAAUCGCACAUCUCAAAAACACCAGCACUAGAUAGGAUGUCCCUUUGUUCCCACGGUAGCAGCAACAACUCCGAAUACUCCAUUCCCCGGCAAACUUGCGCUCCAAGUCAGCAGGGUCCCGAAUCGUGGUACGAGAAGGUGCCGGCCACGCAAUUCACAUGUAUGAACAAUCGACCCACUUCCCCGUGUCAGUGUUGUCCACCGGGUCGACCACCGAAACCCAAAGAAAUUCCUCUACACAUAACAGCCCCCCUCCAUUCCGCCAUGAUGACCUGCAAGUCUCCUCAGGCAAAUAGUCACGUCGGUCCUUACGAGAACUACGACAUACCAAAAACCCCUGUAGCCAUCGAUGACAACACUUCGGAAAACUACGAUACACCUAAGAAAAUACAAGAGUACCUGUCCAAGGAGGCGAUCAGCAGCGGUAGGAGUGAAGUGGGUAGCUACGGCAACUAUGAUACACCUCUGUCGCUGGGCAAGGCCGUCUGUGGUUGUUUGAAUGGAUCGGAAAGUCAAGGCAUGGUCAAGAUGGAGAAGGAAUUGGAAGGCCCACGAGUUGACUGUACCUGCAAUCGAGUGAUGUCCUGGGCUGAUAACUGGAUCUCAUUACCGCUAUGCAAACGGGGGAACGGAAUUGAGAAUACGGGUUUACACAUCAAUAAAGUUAAGCUAAGCGGUGAAGGUAGAAUGCCGGUCGUCGAUGCCAGCGCGGAUAAUGCCAUCUACGCGACAGUAGACAUGACGAAGAAAAUUAGACGAAGAUUGGAGGGUGCAUGUGAAUGCAACAAAAACGAGUUCGAAUGUAUGAAAGAUAAGAAAACGACAUCAAAUGAAAAUUACGAAGACGUGGAGGUCCUCCCCGAAGAACAGAAAGCAAACUACGCUAAUUUAGAAUUUGAGAAAUCACUUGAAAACUACGAAAAUUCCAAAGAAGUGCUUCAAAGAGCCGGUCUCUCACUGCACGACUUCGAAGAAGAACAGAAAGUUUGCCACAAAUGCGGUCACCUUAGCGCGAAAACCCCAGAAGCCAAGCCAGAACAGCAAGCAGUUGAUAAACAGGAGAAUUACAUGAUGAUGGAACCUGCGAAAAUCAAAUCCAAGUUUCCUGGCUACAUACCAAUGUCUCCUGCGGCUCCAUCGGCAACUACCGACAUAGAUCCACCACCAGCAUCUCCCACUGCUCCACCUCUUCCUUUCAAGUCAGAUCUUCUGAAACAACGAAUGAACAGAAUCAUCGGUGAAAAGUCCGCUAGCAACCCAAGUCUUUGUGGUCCAGCGGUGGAUCGAAGCCGCAAACGGAUAGAUGAUGAGUCCCGAAUUCCAGGAAGUGCCAUGCUCAAAGCAACAACCAGUCCGUAUACUCGCAAACAGCUGCUAGAUCACAGUGAUCUACUCCCAUGUGAUAAGAGGUUAUCGCCGCGAAAGCGAUCCGCGUCCGCUGAAUCGUCUCGUUUCCUUGAUGAGUGCGACGAAGUCGAAAGUCCCCUCAGUGGAACUGCAUCUCCGAGUACGGAAACUCUACGGAAACCCCCGACCCCAACAUGCAACAUCGAAGUCCGGCGAUCAUCCUCACCAUGUGUCCACCGAGAAGCGGAACCAUGUUCCGAGCCAGCUUGCUGCGAGAAAUCAGCUCCCGUCGAAACGGAAGACGAGAUAUCCGCUUCCACUAACCCUAGUCAAAACUCCCAAUCUGUGUACAUCCGAAGAUCCGAAAGCGUUCCGUGCAAGGCACAAAACCGCGACAGCUCUAGCUCCAACGACUCGGGUGUUUCAACUGGAUCUCUACGGCAGCGAGGUACAGACUUUACGGAAUUUGAACUCCCUCUCACUACGGCCAUGUCCGCCCGAAGACACCAACGGCAUGUGAUGCCCCAGCAGAGCUGCGUACACUCAUCGCUCCCGCGGAGGUCAAAAUCCUUCGAUCCUCUGCGAGAACUAUCAUUCCAGUUCCAGAAGGUUCGUGUACCGGAGAAGAGCACAUCCGCCGAAGCCGAGGUUCCGAUUUGUCCUCCAAAGACGAAAGCUUACGCGAGUCCUGACAUCAUGGCGGCCACCACUGCACCGUACAUCGAUUCCCGAAGUACCAGCAGUGGCACUUCCGAUAUGUCCGACUACAUUGAAACGCUAUCGUUGUCGAGUCAUAGCUCUUCGGAUACGCCCGAGGGGAUGAGGCACAUUCGUCAGGCGACAUCCACGUUGCGGCCACGAUCCGGCAAGGAGUACCAAAACAUCGACCGAUCGAUCCUGGCGUUGACGCAACCCGGUAGCGAAUCGGCGAUCAAGCAUCCGGGAACGCCCUCGCAGCUACGGGGACUGUUGCCAUGUUCGGCCAACUAUGCCAACAUCACGCCGGUUCCGGAAAACGCUGAAUCGCCCAGUCCCGGCUACCAGAGUGGUAGCUCGCCGCAGGAAGCACAGGGUCAGCACUUCAUGUUUAAGAACUCGUCUUAGGUUCGUGAGCGCCACAGCCCGUCAACAAAUUGAAAGCAAUAAAGACUAACUUUUCUAAAUAUAAGCAUAACAAAACUAGAAUCAAAAAUACCUAUCUAUAUACACAUAUUAAAAAACAGAAGAAGAGAGAGAAAAAAACUGUUGUUUAAAUCCUGUUUUGGACGCUAAACCAACAAAGUUCUACACUUGAACCGGCAAACACUAGAAGAGAGCCUAGAUUUUUGUACACAUUCCUUUCCUCGCGAUAAGAAACGAGACAAACAACAACCAAUGCAGCAAUAAACUAAUGGGCCACGUAUCCAAUCCACUGGCUCGGGUGCACCGUCGUCGUCGGUCUGUUUGAACAACAUCAGAACAAGGACCCCGACUGUCGGGGGAAGGACACUCGAACCUACUGAGCUUCAAAUGGAACAAAACCCUGACAAAGGAGACCGUCGUCGCGUGGUCAGGAAGCGACGUUUAUUUUCCUUCUAUUUGGACCAGAUAAUUAUUUUUUCCGUUCCGUGUUUGCGCGCAACCUUCGAUUGCUUUUGUAUUCCUAUUCAUUGAUUUGUAACCUUUAGGGCAAAUAUUAUCCUCCGUACAUCUUCUGCGUGGAAUUAGGGUGGCGAGUCUUAUGGCGGUCUUAGUUCAGUUCCACUGCUAAGUCUUUACUCGUCAUCCUUAGCAGUUUGUGCGAACAGUAAUAUCCGACUGUAGGCCGAGUUCGUCACUCGACUACGGGUUUUUCCUGCUCUCGUUGCUGGAGCUCAACAUGCGGGAAAGCCUCCAGGCGGCUGAGAACAUACACACGAGGCUCCUUACCACAUCACAGAGCAAAUCAACAACACAACGCCAACAACGGUGAGCCUCUGAUGUGUGGACCAUCCCCGUCGUCGUCGUAUUCGUCAGGAAAACUAAUGCAAACAAAAGAAAAUGAAGUAGGUGAGGUUUAUCGGUAGGUGAAUCGAAGAAGGACGCUUUUCCCGAACGCCCACACCUCCCGGAAUCUGAUUCCUACAUCAUAUCCAGGAAAAUAACAAGCAAGCGACCGGAAAGUAAACACAGUCUCUGACUCGGUCGUCGUGAGGGGGUUGCUCCGGUGAGGAGAGUUCGCAGGAACGAUGUGGGCAAGUAGCAGGAAGCACAUCAAAUCAGUGCUUCGAAACUAAGAUAAAUACAUGGCUUCGAUUGGUGGGUGUUGCGAACAGGGUUGGCUUAUGGGUAGAAAGAUACCUUUGGAAGAAUAG
Armigeres subalbatus is the source of this 6863-nucleotide messenger RNA. RefSeq lists its product as uncharacterized. Gene Ontology annotation, biological process: positive regulation of protein tyrosine kinase activity; neuromuscular junction development. Lineage: Eukaryota; Metazoa; Arthropoda; Insecta; Diptera; Culicidae. The record is from RefSeq and is a predicted model, not a curated record. Gene Ontology annotation, molecular function: protein kinase binding. The transcript is spliced from 10 exons. Bases 2155 to 5634 code for a protein of 1159 amino acids.